Drosophila biarmipes is the source of this 2752-nucleotide messenger RNA. RefSeq names its product kelch-like protein 10 (gene klhl10). The coding region runs from base 174 to 2426 and encodes 750 amino acids. Lineage: Eukaryota; Metazoa; Arthropoda; Insecta; Diptera; Drosophilidae. Gene Ontology annotation, molecular function: protein binding. The transcript has 6 exons. The record is from RefSeq and is a predicted model, not a curated record.
UUUUUGUUACACGAGCUGACUUUUUGUUGUCGAUCAAGUAGAUAUUCGUUUUCCUUCAGUUAAAUACGCUUUUUUCUCAUAUAGUAAAAACAAAAAUUAGGAAAACGCAUUUCAAUAGACAAGAACCUGUACUGAAGAACUAAAAGGGCUGCAAUUACAAGCUCACUCUCCCAAUGAAUCUUAAUCGAAACGAAAACCACCUUCACAGCUUCAAUGAGUCUCUGAAUUUCGGUAUUGAACUCUCCCACGACCUAUCAAUGGACUUGAUGGAGUUGAACGCAAAUGGUAGUCACGCGGAAGACAAUCCCAACACCGUCAUCAAUAUGUCUGCUAGACCUUUAACUCGCACAGUAAGCGACGAAGCUUUUAAUACUUUAAAUGAGCUGCGGGAGGCGAAUCUGUUGUGCGAUGCCCAGAUUUCGGUCGGAGAGGAGGCCUUCAAUGUACACCGGGCAAUAAUGUGUUCAUGCAGCUCAUACUUUCGCGCUCAGUUUACCGGGUUCAAUACGGACAGCAGAGAAUGUGCAACUAGAACAGUUGCCACCGAGGAGAGUCCUGUCAUCCACAUCCCCGGAAUUAGCUCAACAAUAAUGAGCUGUGUAAUUCAGUAUGCUUACCUGCGCCAAACCAACAUUACAGAAAAGAAUGUGCACGAACUUCUCAUAUGCGCAGACUAUGUUGGCAUGGUAGGUUUGGUAAAUCAAUGCAAGGAUUUCCUCAGUAGCAAUCUUACCCCGGAAAACUGUGUUAGUAUCAUGGGAUUCGCUCGGUUCCGGUUUUUGGAGGACCUUUUCCAAAAGGCCCGCACAUAUACGCUAACAUACUUCACGGAAGUUGCAAACCGCAAUACCGAUAUCCUAGAUAUGAACGUGAAGGACUUCUACAGUAUAAUUAGCGACGAUGAACUUAACACACGGGAAGAGGACAUUGUAUGGAAAUUAUGCGUUAAGUGGAUAGACCGGAAUCCGGAAAGUCGUAAGCAGCAUGUCGCGCAUUUAAUGACAGGGGUUCGAUUGGGCCUGAUGACUCCAAAGUGUUUCAUGGAGGGAGUGAAGGAGCACCCGUACGUCAUUCAAUGUGAUGCCGCCAAGCCGCUCAUAGUUGACACCUUUAAGUUCAUGUAUGACCUAGACUUUUUAAGCCCGCAGGCUGACGAGCUUACCACUCCACCGCUGGCCAUGCCGCGGCUGCCACACGAGGUAAUUUUUGCCAUUGGUGGCUGGAGCGGUGGCACCUCGAAAGGUUGUAUGGAGACUUACGACACACGGGCCGAUCGAUGGGUUAACAUCAACGCUGAGGAUCCUGCUGGUCCACGCGCCUACCACGGCACUGCAGUGCUUGGCUUUGAAAUAUUCUCAAUUGGCGGAUACGAUGGCGUUGAGUACUUUAACACUUGUCGCGUAUUUGAUGCUGUUAAAAAAAAGUGGAACGAAAUCGCUCCGAUGCACUGUCGCCGCUGCUAUGUUAGUGUAACCGAGCUGAACGGUAUGAUAUAUGCUAUAGGAGGCUACGACGGCCAUAACCGUCUGAACACUGUGGAGCGGUAUAACCCAAAGACCAAUCAGUGGAGUAUUAUUCCGCCAAUGAACAUGCAGCGAUCUGAUGCAAGCGCGUGCACCCUGAAUGGUCGCAUUUACGUCACGGGCGGAUUUAACGGCCAGGAGUGCCUAGACAGUGCCGAGUUUUACGACCCAAUAAACCACGCUUGGACACGAAUAGCUAACAUGAAUCAUCGUCGGUCUGGAGUUAGCUGCGUUGCUUUUAGGGGCCAGCUGUACGUUAUUGGUGGCUUUAACGGUACCGCGCGUCUUUCUACCGGAGAGCGCUUCGAUCCGGAGACGCAAAGUUGGCAGUUCAUCCGCGAAAUGAAUCACUCGCGUAGCAACUUUGGGUUAGAGAUAAUUGAUGACAUGAUCUUUGCAAUUGGUGGAUUCAAUGGCGUCUCGACCAUCUCUCAUACCGAGUGCUACGUUGCGGAAUCUGAUGAGUGGAUGGAGGCCACUGAUAUGAACAUUGUCCGUUCCGCCCUUUCUGCAAAUAAUGUAGCAGGGCUUCCAAACAAGCGAGACUACAUUCAUAAGGAACGGGACCGCCUUAUGGAGGAGCGACGUCAGCGUCUUAUGGCCACCGCCAUGGCUCGGGAGAACAUAAGUCACGUCAACAAUGACGGUGGCAUGGAUGACGAAGAUGAUGAGGGUGAGCACCAGCAACUACUACAACAGCAGGUCGAACAAAUGCCGGCUUUAGCUCCUGGCCCAGCUCAUUUUGAUGGUCUUAUUCCCAGACUGGGUCUUGAUCUUCAGACACCAGGCCAAGCUUCAUCAGUCUCCAACGUCCAACUCAACCGAAUGAUUGAAAAUCGUGGUCUAGACAAUAGUCGCCGCUUUGGUAUGCAGCUUCGUAACCAACGCCACCUAGACACCUAAUAAAGCUUUUACUCUGGACAUAACAGAAUAUCGGGAGCGGACCACGUCAUAAGAUUAAACGUUAGCGUGAGGCACGGUAUUUUUGACCUACCAGUAAUUCAGCAAAGCCCACGUCCGUAAAAACCGCAUUUCAAAAACUUUCUAAAGACGUUGGUACACACAGGGACCACUCGUUGUGGUUUCUAUGUCGUCACCUUCUUUAAAUUCUUAUUAUUUAUUUAAAGGAAUAAUAAUGUCCCACUAUUCCAAGUUCAAGAAAAUCAAGCCAUAAUAUUCAUCCAAAAUUAUAGUCUAUCUUAAUAUUUUAAAUAAAGAUUUAAAGGGUU